This is a messenger RNA of Oryzias latipes (Japanese medaka), 1644 nucleotides long. Its product is annotated as annexin A1. Lineage: Eukaryota; Metazoa; Chordata; Actinopteri; Beloniformes; Adrianichthyidae. Gene Ontology annotation, cellular component: nucleus; cytoplasm; vesicle membrane. Gene Ontology annotation, molecular function: phosphatidylserine binding; calcium ion binding; calcium-dependent phospholipid binding. Gene Ontology annotation, biological process: signal transduction; cellular response to glucocorticoid stimulus; phagocytosis. The record is from RefSeq and is a predicted model, not a curated record.
GCGUGUGUCUGAUGGGGCGUGGCUUCUCUUACCUGGUGGGAUCGCUGCUAGACAGGUGGCGGGUGAUUGGCAGAUCAUCGGCAGGUGAGCAGAAACCUGCCUGAAAGGGGCGGAGCCUGUAGUAAAAACUCCGCAGGUGCAGCUGGUGGCUUCACCAGCCUCAGACAGUUUCUCUAGGAUCCAGGUCUCCCGUUUGAAGUCGAAAUGGCCAUGUUCAAAAAAUUCUUCAACAACAUCAUCCACACGAAAGACUCCGACAACAAGAAGGUCCCGGAGCCCGUGAAGGAAAAGCCCAAACCAAAGUAUUAUGGGACAGUCACGCCUCAUCCGGACUUUGAUGCCAGCAAAGAUGCCGGGGUUCUUCGGAGCGCCAUCCAAAGCAAAGGAGUGGAUGAAGAUGUGAUCGUUGCUGUUUUGGCGAAACGAAACAAUGAGCAGAGGCAGAAGAUCAAAACGGUUUAUGAGGCAUCUGUGGGGAAGAAGCUGGAACAGAGCCUGAAGGACGUUCUCAGAUCACAUUUGGAAGAUGCGUGUCUGGCUCUGCUCAUGCCACCGGCAAAUUAUGAUGCCCAUCUGCUCAGGAAAGCCACAAAGGGCCUGGGAACAGAUGAGAAUGUCCUGGUGGAGAUUCUAGCAACAAGGUCAAACCGAGAGAUUGAGAACAUCAAAAGAGUCUUCAAAGAAGAGUACAAGACCGAGCUGGAGGAGGUCAUCAAGGAUGAGACAAGCGGCGACUUCACCAAGGCCCUCCUUGCCAUGUUGAGCGCCAAGAAGGAUGAGGGCGAGAAGGUGGACUUGGAGCUGGCCCAGAAGGACGCAAAGAUUCUUUUUGAAGCAAGCGGUAAUUCUAAGAUCAACGUUUCUACCUUUAUUGAAAUCCUGACUUCCAGGAGCGGCCCACAGCUCAAAAAAACGUUCCAGCAUUACGCUAGCGUCAGUGACACCUCGCUGCCCAAAGCCCUGGAGCUGCAGCUCAAAGGAGACAUCGAAGACUGCCUCAUCGACAUCGUGAAAUGUGCCUGGAACACGCCGGCUUUCUUUGCUGAGAAGCUCCAUAACUCCAUGAAGGGCAGCGGCACGCGGGAUAACACUUUGAUCAGGAUUCUGGUGAGCCGCUCCGAAGUGGACCUGAAGAAGAUCAUUGAGGAGUACAAGGCCAUGUUUGGCCGACGCCUGCAGGAGGACAUACAGAAAGACACUAAAGGAGAUUACCAGCAGAUCCUGCUGGGAUUGUGUGGACCUCACUGAAGAUCUGAACCCAUCACUUGGACAUCCAAAAACUUUGCAUCAAUUAAAAACCCAACAUACUAUCUUAACAUCUUGUGAAUCUCGCUAUUCUGUUGAUGUAUCAAUAAAGUGCUAUCCCAAAACAUCUAGUUUCUAACCAGAUCAAUAGACAAAAGAACCAAUUAAAAAUUCUUGAGUAAAAAGGGGACAAGAAAAUUCUCCAUUGAUUGGUAAAAAUGGAGCAUAUGAAUGUUUUUCUCAAGAUCCCAAACUGUUAAGUCACACCUGAGCUACGUGCUGAGCUAAAGCAAAGUAGAUAAAAUGAAGGUAUCCAAAAAUAGUUUAUAUUCAUAUUUCUAUAUUUUGUAAUAUUGCUCUGACAUUCUUCUACAUCUAAAUAAAACCUGAGACCCUGUG